AUUCAUUAACAUGUCUAUGCUGUUUCCCAUUACGUGUGAACAAUAAGAUAGCAGAUUUAAAGAUAAAUAGAUUCUUUCUCCAAUCUGGAUAUGUCGCAGUCCUACCAAGGAAGACGUUAAAAAAAGGAAAGGAAGAGGCCACAUUUUUCCUAUUUGGUGUCCUUUUCUGUCAGUGACAGGUUUAUGUGAGAGGCCAGUGGGGCGGGGUCAAAGAGGCUCAGUCUAGGGGAUUAUCAGUGUACCCCCUCACACACAACAAUUUAGGCUGAUUUGGACCACGGCUAAGGUUUUAAGCCCAGAGCGAAGGGGCUUUAUACAUAACAGCAUCCCGGUGGUAUUGCCAGUCGCCGUGGAACCCGGAGCAGGCUCAGCAUCAGGAGGCCUGGAUGCCACCAGGUGGGUUCAGGAAUUGAGUCUGCGGAAGAUGGACGGAGUGAGUGGAUCCAGAGGAGGUUUGAGGAGGACAGAGAGAGUGUGCUCUCGCCAGGAGAGGAAGAGAAGGAAUACGGCCAAGGUGGCGGAGGAAGGCCCGGCGGGCCCGCAGAGGUUCCCUCGCGAUUAUUCAUCAUCGACGUCCAGCGGCUCACAUGAUGGUCGCAGCUCAGCGGCUAGCAACUUGGAUGUGGCUGACCGGCUCACCUACCUGGAGCAGAGGAUGCAGAUGCAGGAGGACGAGAUCCAGUUACUGAAGAUGACCCUAGCUGACGUUCUCAAGAGGCUCAACAUCUCAGAGGAGCACCAAGCCGCCAAUGCUACCGCAUUGGGCAGGAGGACAUCAGGCACUAAAGGGAGGCCUGUCUCAUUGGGUCUACCCCCAAGAGCACCCAUGGGGUCCUCAGGUGUUGCCAACUUGAGGAAGAGCUCCACGCUACCAACUGGACCUACCUGCAGGAACUACAGCCCGACACCCCCUCGCUGUGGUGUCAAGAGCCCGGCAGGGAGUGUGAAGGACAGUCCAUGUAAGACCUCCAAAACGCGUCCGUCCUCAUCAGCGUCAUCCUGUGGAAGCACACAAGAAGGGAUCAGCAGAUCCAAGGAAGAACUUGUGAGCUUAGGCAUGAGGCGAGUGACGCACAGCAAAGUGACUAUGCAGAUCUAUCUGAGCCCCCUCGCAAGAAAGACUGGGUCUUCUGAGACCACUGCAACAUCUGCCCCCGCGGUGCCAGCAGCCGGGGGCAGUGGUGGGCCAGGGGGGACCCAGCAUGCCAAAUCCGACGCAAGGAGGAAGAGCCCGUCGUCUAUGUUGAACCUUCAGAAGACUUCCACCAAUGUCACCAGUCAGCAGAACACACAACACGAUGCUAAUAGCCACAAAAGCCCCAUCAAGUCCUCCAGCCAGUACUUUCAGAUUUGUUACUGACCAGCAAGAACCAACACCUCCAUUUUGUUUUAGCUUACUUUUUGACUUAACGUAUCCGUAAUAAGUAAUUAUCGAGAAAGUAGUAAUGGAUCUAGUUGUGAGUCUUGAGCAACACAAUUAUUCAAAAAAAAUCAUUUGACCUAAUGAAAUUAAGUGAUAUCAAACUUCUUGUUUAAAACCAUAAUUUAUAACCUAUGCCUUGUUUUAAACCCUAAAUUGAAAAAAAUAAAUAAAUACUAACCCUUGUUUAUUCACUCAAAUGUAGAGAGGGGAUGUCUACUGGGGUGAGGCCUUUAGUGAAUGAGUGAGUGUUCAUUUUUGCUGAUUGUGUCUGUUAUUUGUAGUUGUAUUUCCACAAUGUGUAUUGCAAACACAUACAGUAUGUACUAGAAUGUAAGAUUGGGUUAUGUGUAAUGAUAAUGAACCUGGUAGGUUAUGUGUAGUAAAAAAAUAAAUGAACUUGUGAUGUGA
Molecule: messenger RNA, 1831 nt
Organism: Syngnathus acus (greater pipefish)
Lineage: Eukaryota; Metazoa; Chordata; Actinopteri; Syngnathiformes; Syngnathidae
Product: echinoderm microtubule-associated protein-like 1
Exons: 7
Coding region: 425-1360 (311 amino acids)
Source: RefSeq, a predicted model, not a curated record